GCGCGGGGCAGGAUCGACCUCUUGACCGCCGAGAACAAGAAGCUGAAGGAGGCGACCGCUGCGCUCAACUGGCUCUACGGCCAAAGCGGUGCUGGCAGCUUUGGCGCCCUCUCGCAGGACUUGUUGGCGGCGAGGCCCGACAUCAAGCUCUCGGGACAAGAGGGCAAGGUCUUGGCGCCCCGCCUGCUGGUGCUUCCGAUGGGGUGGAACUGGAGCCCGUUCUUCUGUCAGUCGCUUGUGGGGCCCCACGUGCUGCAGGCUGGUUUUGACAUGAACAGGCAGGUCGCCGAUGGCAAGGUCAUCCCCGACGUGCCCCUCGACGCGGCCGCAGCGACCUACGUGGGCGGGGCCGCCGCGUUCGGGAGCCGCCGCGCCGCUGUCAUGACCGGGGCCAAGCGCGUCGAGGAGGCACUUUUGAACGACCACCUGCUUUGCAAGGGGGUCGAGGCCCUUCAAGCCUCUCAGAAAUUCACUGGUCUCACCUUCGACCAGGAGACGGCCACCAUCAGCCUCAGCCCAGCACGCCUGUGGAGACUGCGUCUGGGUUUGCGCGAGUUGGCCGAUCGCGGCUCCUGCAGCGGAGAUGAUUUGCAAGUCUUGGGGCAUUUCACCUGGGCGGCUCUCUUGAGGCGGGGCUUGCUGUCCAUUUUCACUAUGAGCUACAAGUUCGCCGAUUGGGCGGGCCCUCGGCGUCGUCGGCUCUGGAAGGGCGCGAUCACUGAGCUGCGCGCGGCCUCGGCGCUCAUCGCCUUCGCCUUCUAUGACGCGAAGCGGGUCGUCGAUCCCAGGGUCCUCGUCCCCGACGCAUCCACGGGCGAGGGCGCUGAGCACGCGUCGGGCUCCGGCGGCAACGGCGUCGCGGAGAAGCUCUGGGACACCGAGAACUUCUGGGCCGCUAUAGCCCGCGGCGAGCGCUGGAGGUACGCCAGCGAGGGCGCCGCGCAGGCCCGCGCCCUCGCGCUUGGCCCGGGGGCCGAGGCGCGACUGGCGCAGCAGCGGCAGCGGGGGCCCCGCAGGACAGGCUCGGUGGCAGGCGCCGACUUCCUGCAGGUGGACCCCGACUUCCUGACUAGCGACGGCUGGAAGGACCUGUUCUUUGGCAUCGGCCUCGGCCCUGAGCACGGCGACGCCGACCAGGUGCCUGAGGGCGACUGGGCCGUUGCCCACUCGGGACCUGCCGCGGCCUGUGGCAGCUACGACGCCUCCAGCUCCUCGGACAGCUCCGCAGAUGAGAGGGACGGGGGGCCAUCUGAAGGCAGUGCGGCUCCAGGGGGCGCCUUGAAUGGGCUCACUUGCUUGCAGAGGUACAAGGUGCAGGAGCACGCGCAGCGGGUAUUCGACAGCGAGUUCGACGCGCUGGCGAAGUGGGGCGGGCGGCGCGACCUUCUCCGCUUGGCGAUGCCCGCGCUGGACACGCUCGUGGCGCAGUACCUGGACUACCUGUGCCGGAGCGGGUGCCCGAGCGCCAAGGGCAGCCGCGUGCUGGCAGGCGAACAGCGGCGCAGCAAGACCCGCGGGCGCGACGAGGGGGCGCUGCUGCUCGACCAGGUGUGGAGCCGCGAGGGCGGCCAGGCGCUCAGGCAGCUGCUGGCCAGGCGGCGCCCGGGACAGCCGCUGUGGAGCUUCAGCCGCGCCUUCGCGCGGCGUCUGCGCCUGGCCGCGCCCUGCCAGAUGGGGCGCGGCGCGGCCAGCCACGCGCGCGCCGUCGACCGCAUGCCGCAGUCGGUGCUUCAGGAGCGGAUGCGCCGCGGCUCCGCUCAGAGCACCCUGAGAUACAAGAAGCACGUGAGGUACCUCAAGGAGCUCGAGCAGGUGCCCUUGGCGAUUCAGCAGUGGACCACCCGUAUCGAGAGGCGCCUCGGGCCGCUGCUGCUGGGCCAGGAGCGCCCCCCCGCGCCGCCGUUCAAGGCGACUGUCGUGAUCGCAAUGGUCUGUGACCGUUUGUGCUCAAGCUUUUGGUGGUGCCAUGGUCCCAGGGAGUGGGCACCUGCGACCGUCGGGCUCCUGCGUGAGGCGAUACGCGGCGCCGGCGCUGAGGCGGCCAGGCUGCUGCUCGUGCGGGGGACAGCGGCUCCCUGCCUGUCCUGCUCCUUGUGGCCGGGCUGCCCUUCGCCAGAGCCUGCGAAGUGCCCCGAGCCGCCCGGCUGCCUGGACCUCGGCGUCGUGAUGGCGGCAGUGCGGGAGCUGGGGGGCGAGGGCUGCGCGAGCAUCAUGACUAGUCGUGCGGACCGCAUGCCAGGACGGAGGGUGCUCGUCCGCUUCGAGUGGGACACCUACUCCCACGAGCGAGUACUCUUGUUGGCGACCCACUUCAACGACAGGUACGAGAGCUGGGGGUGGCCACCAGGGCUGCGGGGUGGAGUCGUGAGCUUCAGGACCCCGCUGACGGCGAACGAGGUGCUGGCGAAGGUGCUCGAUGGCCGAGACGGGGCGCUGAGGUACCGGGCCAGGCGUCGGCUGCUGGAGCGCCUUGGCGGGCGGCUGGGCGAGGAGCCGACCACCUUCCUGGACUGGCGCGGGCGCGAGCUGGUCGUCGAGGACAGCGUGGUGGGCCGUGUGCGACGGCGGCUGACCAACACGGGGGUGAGUUCCGAGCUGCGGCUGGCCGAGGCGAGCGGCGACGAGCUCGCCGCGCGGCCCGCGGUGGGAGGCGCGGCGGACGGCGGCGCUGGGGGGGCUGGCGGCGAGGCAGGCGCUCUGGUUCCUGCAUCGCCGGCGGCGGCCCCUGACGGCCGCGGCGGGCCCGCGCUCGAGGACGGCGUAUACGUGGUGGCGGAGGUGCGGGCCCCCAACGGCAUGCAGCUUGGCGACCCCGUCGCCAGUGGGCACGCCGAGAACCUGGGCGGCUGCCAGGCCGUGGUGCUGCUUGACCACGGCGCCCGCGUGCUGUGCGAGAGAGUGGCGACGGACGACGUGGAGGAGUGGCGCCGGGCGGCGCAUGAGGCAGCGGGCAGGUACGGGGUUCCGCAGAAAGCCGUGCGUGGCACCGCGGGCCAGGUGGAUGACCUGCGGGCAGAGUUCGCCGCGGCCGACGCCGGGAUCGACAAGAUCGGAGGCACGGCGGCGCCCGCGCCGGAGGCUGAAGUCGAGGGCGGCGCGCGGACCUUGUGCGUCGAGUGGACGUCCGAAGGCGUCCGGUUCAAGACGCGGCGGAAGGAUCGGUCCUACCACGAGCUGACCACGCUGGUGCAGGCGCCGUGGCUGGCCGGGACCUACGACGGUCUGAACCUGGGAUGCGCCGCGGCUCUGGAGUCUGUGGCCGGGCGCUUGGUGACGAUCGUGGAGGCGCAUGGGAGCGGGCCAGCGCCGGGCCAGGAGUUCGAGGAGACGGGCGCGGCGCUGGCGCUGGGCGGGCUGCCCGGGGAGAAGGGGGGGGCCAAGGGCGGCCCCGAGGGCGUGGCGGCACAGGCUAAGGCCAAGGCAAGCGCCACCGCCGCCGCCGCCGGAGCGGGCGCGCUUGGCGCGGCAGGCGCUGCGGACAAGGCUGGCGGCACAGGGCAGUACUUCCCGGUGCCGCUCGUGGAGCAGCUCGAUUUUGACAUCGGCGCAGGGCUGCCCAGGCGGGGCAAGCUGCGAGUGAAGCGGCCGACGAAUGACGCCAUCGAGGGCUUGAAUUGGAUGCGCGGCGCGCGCUGGCGAGAGGCUGGCCCGUCGAAGCCGCGCCUGGUGACCGCUGAGAAGGUGGCCGGGCUGCGGCGCGACGCGCAGCGUCGGGCGCAGCUGGCCGCGGCUGGCUGGAGACGCCCGAGCAGCGCGGGACCCUCGCAGCGAGCUUUUCCACAGCUGCUGCGGGGUCACGGCCCCUACGGGGCCGAGACCCGAGCUAACCUGGCCUCCUUCGCUCACUACCGGCUCAGCAUCCCAGGCGACGUCAGGCUGGCACCGCGCAUCGACCAGUUGCUGCCGGAUACGGCCCGUAAUUUUAUGAAGGAGCAUGAGAGCUACGUGCUGAGGUCGCCCGGAGAGGCGGCCAUGCUCGCCGAGGCGCUGGGGCCGGCGUGGCCCUGUACCGACCCUGCGCUGCGAUCCAAUCGAAAGGUAUAUGCGGGGCUGGUGAAGAGGCCCCUGCGGAUAGGGCUGGUGCGGCUGAGCGCCAGCAAGAAGUGCGACGCGGGCGUGUUCGUGGUCAAGAAGAAGGACGGCGUGCAGCAGAGGCUGAUCUUGGAUUGCCGGGCGUCCAAUAGGCAGUUCGCGUUUCCCCGGGGCGUCAGCCUCCUCGCGGGCGAGGGGCUGAUCCGCGGCGCGCGCCUCGGGGCCUCCAACGUCGAGGAUUGUUUCCACGGGCUGAGGUUCCCCAAGGACUCCAAGUUGGACGAGUACUUCGCCUGCCCCGAGGUCUGGCCCUCCGACAUGGGCCUCACCUGGUGGGGGGGCGAGCGUCUGCCUUGCGACGUGGCCUUGCACCCGCUGGCGCAGACUUUGCCAAUGGGAUGGGCAUGGGGUCUCUACUGCGCCCAGGAGCUCUCCGGGGCCCAGCUUCUUCAGGACCGAGGGCCUCCCUUGGUGCUUCGAGGAGGCGAGGGCCCUGGCGGGCAGGAGAUAUGCCGCUGCGUGGGCAACCUGGGCGCGCCGGCGGUCGACGAGGACUGCGCGCGGCAGGGGCUGACGGCGGUGACCGAGAAUUUCGGGGGCCAGGGGCUCGCGGUCCACGAGGCGGAGCUUGCCUGCCAGCGCGGCGUUGCGCUCGGCGUGGAGGUGGACGGGCAGUUGGGCCGCGCUCGGCCUACUGCCAAGAGGUUCUGGCGCGCGAGGGGCUCCAUCCAGGGGCUGGUGCACCGCGGGGCCUGCUCCGGGCAGGAGCUCGAGGUCCUGGUCGGGCACGUGGCGCUCGUGUCCCUGAUUCGGCGGGGGCCGCCGUCCAUCCUGCGCGCGACCUACAGGUUCGCGAGGAAGCCGUGCUUCACCACGGCGCCGCUGCGGGACAGCGCGAGGCAGGAUCUCCUCGCGCUCAGCGGCGCGAUGGUGUUCUUGGAGGCGAAGUGGGACGACGAGUGGCUGUCGGGCGUCUACCGGGCCGACGCGUCGCCGUGGGGGUUCGGCGCGGCCUACUCGCGGUGGCCGAAGGCGACGGUCGCCGACGCUGGGCGGGUGCCCGAACGGGCGCGGUUUCGCCUGGCCGCCGAGGCGGCGAGGAGCCACGCCCUUGCUGCCGCCGGGCUCGAGGAGCAGGAGGACGGGAUGGCGCGGGCGAGGGCCGAGCCGGCCGACGCGGAGGUGCCGAGGUGGGAGCGGGGCAAGACGUUCCCUGAGCUGCCACGCGGGCACGAUGCGCGGGCUCCGUUCGUGGGAGACAACCCGGCGCUGACCCUGGCGCUGGGCAGGUCCCGAUCCAGGGUCUUCAAGCUGCUGGCCCUCAUCAGGGCAAGGGCGUCGAGCCUACCGGCGAGGCUGGAGGCGCCGGCGCUGGACCCGACCGUCUCGCUGGAGAUCGUGGCCAGGCAGGACCCGCCGCCAGCGGGCGCCGCCUUGACCGUCGAAGACGGCGAGAGCGACUCCGCCUCCGAGGAGGUGCCAGAUGGGGCGGACCGCCGGAGUGAGCUGCUGGCCCGAAAACGGGCGCGGCGGCGCAUUGCUCGGAUGGCCGAAGGGACCGUGACGAAGCUCCAUGGGCAGAGCUACCCGGAGGCCGCCAGCGUGUCCGAGGCCAGUCGAGUCCGAUAUCGAGACUGCGCGCGAGAGCUCCCGGCCUUCGCAGACCAGGAGAACGUGGCGCUGCGCGAGGACGACGAGGUGGACGAGUGUCUCGUGUCGUGGAUGAACAUGCGGUACCGGCUCGGGGACGGCGUGGCGGGGCCGCCCCCGUGGGCCGUUUGGGCCGCCUUUGCGCUGGAGCAGCUGAGGAGCGGGCAGGGGCGGGCCGGCUUCGGGGUCCUGCUGAUGGUAGACGCGUACCUGAGGGAGGGCUCCGAGACUGGAGCCUGCACCUUCCCCCAGGAGGAGGCCAAGCGCAGCCAGGUCGGGAGCGCCGACGACACCGUUGCGAUGAACUCCGAGCGGAUACGGUGGGCCGACCCAGCGCUGGCGCACCUGGCCUCAGGCCCCGCGUCGGAGAGGCUGUUCCCGCGGGGCUACCAGCAGCGUGGCAGGCUGGCGCAGGGCGCAGGGGAGCGUCUGGGGAUCGAGGCUUACGCCCUCGUCUGCGAGGAGUGCCUGGUCGACGUGUACCUGCGAGGGCCCCCCCUGCCGGCGCGUCCGAUGCUGUAG
Molecule: messenger RNA, 6204 nt
Organism: Prorocentrum cordatum
Lineage: Eukaryota; Dinophyceae; Prorocentrales; Prorocentraceae
Source: the annotation of a GenBank genome assembly